Messenger RNA from Ostrea edulis (European flat oyster), 1000 nucleotides. Its product is annotated as protein FAM133-like. Gene Ontology annotation, biological process: RNA splicing. The record is from RefSeq and is a predicted model, not a curated record. Lineage: Eukaryota; Metazoa; Mollusca; Bivalvia; Ostreida; Ostreidae. The transcript has 3 exons. The coding region runs from base 313 to 954 and encodes 213 amino acids.
ACAGAGCAAGCAGUCUGAUUAAAACCAGCCUCCCUUCUCCUAUCGUCGUCAGGAGAUAGGAGAAGGGGGCUGGUUUUUUAUUUAAAAGCAAGGUAACUCUAUCCGGGAAAGAUAAUGCCACAAAUAAGAGUUUUAAAGAUACGUAGCUGCUUUUAUUUCCGGGUGUAUAUUUUUGUGCAUGGGUCUGUAUCACAGUAUCUGUACUAAUGUAAAUAUUGUACUCACGCACCUCACUCACAGUACUGUAGGCUUAGUUACGACUGCUAAUUACCAGGCAAAAUAUUCUGUCAGUAUGAUCGAGAUAGAUUAAAGAUGGCGGAUGUGAAGAUCAGAUGGGAUCAUGAAGAUCCAAUGAAACAUUACAUAGAAGAAAAAAGAAGGAAAGAGAAGUUAGAAAGAAUUGAACAGCUGAAGGCUCUUGUAUUUGAUUCAUCAUCAGAUACUUCACCUUCAUCCACAGAUUCUGAUUACCACAGAAAACACAAGAGAAGAAAAUCACUAAAGCACAGAAAAUCUUCAGCAGAUUCCAAGUCCAAGAAAAAAAAAUCACAUAGAAGGUCAAGAACAUACUCCUCCGAAUCAGAUAGGCUAAAGGAAGGCAGGAAAAGGUCAAGAACAUAUUCCUCCGAAUCAGAUAGGCUAAAGGAAGGCAGGAAAAGGUCAAGAACAUAUUCCUCCGAAUCAGAUAGGCUAAAGGAAGACAGGAAAUAUGAAAUAAAGAAAAGAAAGAGGAAAAGGUUGAAGGAAAAUGACAGUGAAUUCAAACUGAGGAACCAACACGGAGAACACGACAAAAUGUAUAAAAAGAUAAAAACUGUAAAAACAGAUGGCUCUGAAGUUUGGGUGGAGAAAACCAACAGUGACAGUGAAAUUCAGACAGCCACAGUUUAUAGAAAAUCACAUCCAAAGAACCAUAAACAUAAAAAGCACAAACAUAAACACGAUAAGGCCUAAAGUGUAACCAGAUGUAUACAUAUGCAAAUUGAAUGAUUUAAAAGAA